This is a messenger RNA of Corvus hawaiiensis (hawaiian crow), 4610 nucleotides long. RefSeq names its product CXADR like membrane protein (gene CLMP). Lineage: Eukaryota; Metazoa; Chordata; Aves; Passeriformes; Corvidae. Gene Ontology annotation, cellular component: cytoplasmic microtubule; cell surface; membrane. The record is from RefSeq and is a predicted model, not a curated record.
GUUUCUCUUUUAAAUAUCUAUAUGCUUGCUAGAAAUCAGCUCUACCUCACCCACAUGACUGGUCUUCACUAUUAAUCCCAGCUGAUGGCAGGGAGGGGCUCUGGUGGGAGGCAGCCAUGUGGUGAACAUUGAGCUCAGUGUUUUCCCCCUGCUUCUCUCCUCUCCAGACAGGCAAAAUUGUUCUGUGCUGCCGUGGAUGUGAAGUCCUCGCUGUGCUGCCUCUGCCUCUUCUCCCCCAGAAACUCCCAGGGCCCUGAAUUCGCAGCCCCGGAGAUCCCAAAGAAAAAAAAAAAGCUCUGGCUGGAUCUGGAUGGAAGAUGGACCGGGAGAUGAAUAGCAGGAGGGAAGAAAGAGUGAAGUUGGUUAUUUUUCUGGCACAUGGAUGCAAUUACACUCAGUGCAUUCCAGAGGCGUUCCUUUGAAUCCUGUGCAGGUCUGCCUGCCGUUCUUGGGAGAAAGGAAGAGAAAGGGAGGAAAAGUCCCUCUGCUGGGAGACGGAAUGUCUGCAUUUUCAAUCCUCUUUUUAGCUUCCUGUUCUGUUUGGCUCUGCGAAGCUCAGACCGAAUUCAAGAGAGUGGCUGAAGAAAACGUGACCCUGCCCUGCCACCACCGCCUGGGGCUGCUGGAGCAGGGCAGCCUGGACAUCGAGUGGCUGCUGCACAUCUCCGAGACGGUGCAGAAAGCGGUGAUCACCUACUCCGGGGGCCGUGUUUAUGAUGACCUGAAUGAGGAGCAGAAGGGCCGUGUUUCCUUCACCUCCAACUUCCUUGCUGGAGAUGCAUCCUUACAGAUCAUCUCCCUGCAGUCCAGCGAUGCAGGGAAGUACAUCUGCAAGGUGAAAAACGCUGGGCAGUACGAAUGGGCUCGCAUCACCCUCAAGGUUGUAGAGAAACCCUCCAAGCCCAAGUGCUGGCUGGAGGGGGAGAUGCUGGAAGGGAAGGAGCUGUCCCUGCAGUGCCGCUCCGCCUCGGGCACUGCCCCCAUCUCCUACCACUGGCAGCGCAUCAGCGAGGAGGACGAGAGAGCCGAGCACCUCCCGCCCAACGCCAGAGUCAACAUUUCUAACCCAGGGCAGGUCCUGCUGAAGAACGUGACGCAGAUGAGCACUGGCUUGUACCAGUGCGUGGCCACCAACGAGGCGGGGCAGGAGAGCUGCGUGGUGCAGGUGACAGUGCAGCAUGCACAAAAUAUCGGCAUGAUCGCCGGGGCAGUGUGUGGAGUGGUGGUGGGGCUCUCCCUGCUUUUCCUGGUGGUGAGGCUGACGAUAAGGAGGAAAGAAAAGAAGAGAUAUGAGGAAGAGGAGGCACCGAAUGAAAUCAGGGAGGAUGCAGAGGCACCCAAGGCCCACCUCGUCAAGCCCAGCUCCUCCUCCUCCGGCUCCAGGAGCUCCCGCUCGGGUUCCUCGUCCACCAGGUCCACAGCCAACAGUGCCUCCCGCAGCCAGCGGACUUUGUCCACCGAAGCCACUCCCCACCUCACCCCUCCCCAGUACAGCCAGCGGCAGCUGGACAGGAAAGAGACGGAGCCAAAGAAAGUCGACUACAACAACCUGGUGAAGAUGGGAGUGACGCCGGUGAUGGUGCCUGCCCAGAGCCGGGCGUUCCAGACCGUGUGACUGCCCAGCGAGUGUCCCCUGUCCAGAACAAACACCUCACACACACCACCAGCCACGUAGCGAUCGUUAGGGUAGCUAGUUCUCUUCCUGGUCAGCUUAAUCUUAAUCACUUGGGAUUAUUCACACCACGAGAAGCCCUCCCACUCAGUUCUUUCUGAACGUCUUGCAGCACACUGAGGUUCUGAUACGGAAUUUUCUUUUACUGAAGAAAGAUAAGUUGGAGGGAAAAGGGAGCUUCUUUUUAAAUUAUCUUUUUUUUUUUUCCUCUCUUGAAAAUGGAACACUGAGCAUCUAAAAACUACGACAGCAAAGCGCUGUACGAGUGAAAAGAAGCCAAACCUCAGGAUUUUUUAAAAGGGAUCAACAGAGGCUUAAAGAUGCGUAAUAUUCCAGCGAGGUUUUGUGAGGAGGGAGAAGUCUCUUGGACUGGUUUUGGAGAAGUUUCUCAAAGAUGUAUUGUCUUAAGUGAAGAUUUUGAGGCUGAGGGUGUCCAGCCUCAAAGGGAACUGACAGGUGCUUCACAUUUUCUGCGUUCAGUGAAAUACUGGAGGCUGUAACUAAAGUGGAAAUGAAAGGAUCACUCCCAAAGAACAAGAGAUGCAGUAUUAAGGUGUCUGAACUAAACUCUGUACUAAAAAGAAAGGACCUUUUCUGUCAAGAAAACAGAGGUGCUUUAAUUGCCAGAAUAAACUUAACGAUGCACCCAGAGAUAGGGCCAGGAGCCUGACUCUGCUUUCGUGGGCAGCACUGCAGAGCCACGGGAGCCCCACUGGAGGGGUGUCCGUGGCUAAUGAGCCUUAGAGAGAGGAGAACUGGGCACUGAAUCCAGCAGGGAGGCAGGGCCCCGAAUGGGAAGGGCCACCAAUGUACCAAAAAGCCUGGAUGGAGCAUUUGGAAGAGCUCUCGGCUAUUGCCAGGUGGAGAAUUGGCCACGUUUGGGGGGAGCUGUGCUGGAGAAGCCUUAUGGAAAGUUCUUCCUGAGACUGAAGGAACAGCACUGCUGAGCUGACCCCCAGGGAAGGCUUGAAGGAUUCCCCGACAGAGGAAAACACACCUGGGACAGGUAAACAAGCACAAAACGCUGCUUCCAUUAGGAAACCUUUGUGUGCGUUGUCCCACUCCUACACCAAAUGCUGGGCCACGUGCUAGAGCUGAGGCUGAAACCUUUAGCAAGACUCCUUAAAAAUUGCAGGAAUUGUAAAAAAUAUUUUUUGUGAGCAACCAGGAUAAGCAUUUCCAAGGAAUAUGAAGUUAGGAAAGGAUGGGAGGUAGGGACAGAUGCAGAGUUCUGUCACUGAUAUUUUCCUCUGAAGGACUUGGCUCUGACCACUGCUACACACAAGACACUGAGCUUGUAGGUUCUAGAUUCCUGUAUUCCUAGACUGGUGAUUUUCUAUUUAAAAAAGAGGGUGUUUUGGGGUUUUUUCCCCAUUUGAGGGAGGGAAGGGGUUUCUCCAGUUUGUGGAAAGAGCCUACAGAAGAUGGAUGAGCACAGAAGAACCACAGAUCUCUAAUUCUUUCACUCUUGGACUGUCAUUAAUCUCCCUUUCUGACUGAGACCCGGAAUUCUAAUUUCUUUACUUGAGAUCUUUAACAACCUGAUCAAAGCCAAGCCCUGCUUGGGCUACUUCCACAUGGGAGAUAGUUUUCAAACUUGCCCUACACCAUGUGAGAACUUCUCUUCCUAGGAGCAGCCACCCAUUUCCACCAGAUGUACCAAAAUUCCAUUGCUUUCUCUACCCCAGAUUUAACCCUUGGCAGGACAAAUUGCUGAUGCCAUGCAAGGAAAACAAUCCCAAGUCAGUUUUAAAUACAGAAGACCUGCUAUGAGGUAUUUGACAAGCUGCUCCUCCCAUGACAGCUCCUGGUGGUGGAUUCUCUGUCAUCUCACCUUGGAUGCUCCGGGAGCACACCCCUGGAUCAGCUGUGUUUGAAGCAGCAGCUCUGUGUGUCUGUGAUUCCCCUGCAGUUGCUCUUUUCCUGAGCCCUGAAGGCUCAGGCUCUCCAAAGCACUCCCAAACCACUCCAGAGCUGGGAAAAUCCCAAGAGCAGGAAUAGGAUGGCUAAAGCAGCUUGUGGGUUCUUCUGUGGGUGCUCAUUGUGCUUAACAUUCCCUGUGCUGCACCUGAGGAUCCUCACUCCUGCACAGAGACCCAGGAGUGCUUUUCCCGUGCAUCCCUGAGCAUCCAGGAGCUCCUCACCACAAACUGAGGGUGACAAUUCCAACAGCUGAGGCUCUGGGGUAGUUUUGAGUCACAGCCCAGACUGGUAAUUAGCUGAGAGAGGCUCUGCAGCCUGGAGGGAGGAGAAUUUGCCCUGGCGGGCUUUCCUGGAGCGUUUGGGAAUGGGCUGCAGGACACAGCAGCCCUGUCCUGCAGCAGAGAAGCCACUCCUUGUGCCGUGAGCUGUCUGAUGGCAUGGGCUGAGAGGUUUGGGAGCCUUGGGGAAGGUCAGUCAGAGGUGCAGUGGCUGAAACCUGGUCUGGGGGAUCAAUCCUGGCUGCUCCAAGCCCUGUCCAGGUACCAGCUUGGAAUUUCCAAGCCCUGUCCAGGUAUCUGCUUCCAGCCCACACAUCAGGGAUUCACAGGGAAGGGGAAAUUUCAUCAUCCAAAGGGAACAGGAGAAAGGGAUCACUCCAAAGGUAUUCUAUUUUCCAAGUUCCAGACGACCAGGAGCUGCACAAGGGAAGCAAAUAAGCCAAACCCUGUUUUGUAAAAUAGUGUAUUAAAGCUUUUACUGUCAUAUACCAGCUAUUACUUGUGUGAUUAAAUGCCUACCAUGUUAUGUAGCUUUUUGUUUCUCAGCAGCUAAACUAAGCUUCCAUCUCUGCUACCUGCUAUGAUUGGUGUACUUGUACUGUGUCUGAACAACUCAGAGGAAAGCAAAUAUUUAUUAUUGAUUCCUUUGAAUCAAUGAUUUCAUAACUUUUUUUUUUUGUUGGUUGGUUGUUUUAUAAAUAAAGGUGCUGCAGCUGAAGUGCUGCAGCUCAACUCAA